Episyrphus balteatus (marmalade hoverfly) is the source of this 4492-nucleotide messenger RNA. It is a transcript of the gene Pex23, whose product is annotated as tectonin beta-propeller repeat-containing protein. The transcript is spliced from 7 exons. Gene Ontology annotation, molecular function: carbohydrate binding. Gene Ontology annotation, cellular component: membrane. The coding region runs from base 338 to 4294 and encodes 1318 amino acids. The record is from RefSeq and is a predicted model, not a curated record. Lineage: Eukaryota; Metazoa; Arthropoda; Insecta; Diptera; Syrphidae.
UUUUUGCAAACAAGGAUAUCAGAACAAGAAAAGUUUUUAAAAAAAUAUUAAAUAAAAAAAAACUUUAUAAUUGUUUUUACAAUUAAAAGAAUAAUACAAAAUUUAUAACAAAAUGGCAUGAAAUAACAUUACACAAAGAGAACACUCUCCAAUUUACAAUUUAAGAAAAAAAGAGUAUUUCAAGAAAAGGAUUUGGGAAUAAAAAGUUGAAUCCCCUUUUGCUCUGUACGCAUGCAUGACUAUCGAUUUCGCAAAUUAAUUUUCUCUCAAAGAAAUUAAAACAGUCAUCUUGUGAUACAAUCUAAAGAGGUGAUUUAUUCUAAUUUAUCGCCACAAAAUGCCGAGCAGUCUAUUAUUUGCCACGAAUAGUGAAGGCAGAGUUUACACAUUGUCCACAUCGUCGUCGGGAUGGCGAGAAUUCCCCUACCUUGGGCUAGAGUUCAAAAAAAUCUCUGCAGUAACAAAUUUUAUGUGGGCCAUAGGCGGGGACAGACAAGUGUACGUUCAUGUGCACGGUCUCGACGUUCCAAUUCGAGUUAAAGAAGAAUCUUAUGAAAACGAGAGAUGGCUGCCAAUCGAAGGGUUUUCGAAGACACUUUUACCAACCGAUCGGUAUCAUUUCUCUUCCAUGGAUGGAACAAUUGAUAGAAAUAUUGAUAAAAUCCGAUUGCCAUCGAUGGCAUGGCAGUGGGAAGGUGAUUGGCAUCUUGAUUGCACUUUAGAUGGUCAACCUCUGGAUCAUGACGGGUGGACGUAUGCUUUGGAUUUUCCAGCAACUUAUCAAGUUAAAAAUGCAUGGAAUUGUUAUGUUCGCAGACGAAAGUGGGUGCGUUUUCGACGUUAUAGUGCUUUGAAUAAUUGGUGUGCUGUGGCACCACUGCACAAGGAUCCGACUCAAGAACCUUUUAUUGAUGUGGCGAUUGGAGGGUUGAAUAUCCCAAAUGCCCCUGCUGGCACAAUGCUUGUUUGGGCAGUGACUGCUCAUGGGAGAGCAAUGUUCCGUUCAGGAGUUAGUACAACUUCACCUGAAGGACUUCGGUGGACAGCAAUCAGCACCCCAAUUGGGUGUGAAAUCGCCCAAAUAAGUGUCGGUCCUAUCGGAUUAGUUUGGGGAGUUUUAUACAAUGGCCGUGCAAUUGUUCGUUCUGGUGUUAGAAGAGAAUGUUUAAGUGGAGAAUCAUGGCUAGAAGUCAAGCCUCCUGGAAAUGGUAUUAAAAUCUUACAAGUGUCAGUAGGAACCGAUGCUGUGUGGUGUGUUACCAAUGACAAUCACGUAUGGUUUCGAAGAGGUGUUAAAGGAGACGCAGCUGGAAUAAGCGAAGAUGCAGCCAUUGGCAGUGGUUGGGUUGAAAUGGUGGGAAGUAUAUCUAUGGUAGCAGUUGCUGCCAAUGAUCAAGUAUUUGCCAUUGGUUCCGAAGAUCGUAGAUUAUAUUUUAGAUCAGGUGUAUCGGCUUCAGAUCUAACUGGCAAAAAAUGGCGCCUACUACAAUGUCCAAUGCAAGUUAGUCGGACAUCAAGUACAAUGAGUUUAAUGUCACGAAAAAGUGGUGGAUCUUCACCGGGCUCAAAGCAUCGAAGUAUUUGUAGUUUAUACAAAGAGAGAGCUGUAGUUGAAACAUGUGCAAUAAUUGAAAAUGUUGGUCAAAUAGAAUCCAAAGUUACUGACCCAUUGCGUCACAAACCAGAUUUGUGGAAGAAUAAUUCUGCUUCACCUCCGAAUAUAGGAAGUUUGAAAGAUCAUCGCAGAAAACACGUAUCUAUUCUGCAAGAAAACUCACAAGCUUCCAGUGCUCCUGCAGCUGAUAUUGGUGAAAUAACUGGAAAGCAUUUUGAAACUCAACUCAAGAAUCCAAGAGCUUGGUCUCCAGUUCGAAGUGUCGGCUCAAUUGUUGGCACAGAAGCUCAUCCCGAAAGUGAUUCGGCAGUAUUUGACGCCGAUUGUACCAGAGACUCGGGUGUAUUCGGAGAAGACGAUGAUCAUGGUGGGUCUCAAUAUUGGGCGGAAUUUGAAGUUAUGUGGAAUUGUAUGACAGCUGGGGCGCUUGUUGUAGACCCUUUAAACUUGCCCAAUUGGUUCAAUGAUAGUAUUUUCUUGGACAAUAAUGAAGAGUUGAUCCGCGAGUGGCGUUUAGAUAUUAUUAAAAAACUUAAAGUCAGUGAAUCAGCCUUGAAAUCAUUAAAAUAUAGUAAAUAUGAAAAAGCUGUUGAAAUGUCAUCAUGGAUAAAAUCGGGAGAAGCUCGCGUUCAAAAACCAGGAGGAUUGUUUGAAGACUGUCACAUUGAUCUAGAAUGGGUCAGUUCUUGUUCACAAGAUGCAGGUUCAGGGUCGGGCACGUUUACCGUGCUCAAUCCAGAUGGAGUUACGACGAAAAUUCAAUUCUCCUUGUCGGAGAUAACUUGCAUUCAGUGUUGCAGUGAACCUGGAUCACCUCGAAUAUCUAUUCAUGCUCCACGACUUCCAAUUGGUUGUUCUCCAAUAAAACUUAUGUUUGCUGGUGAUACAGAAAUGGAAGACUGGAUAUCUCAUCUAACCUCGGUAUGUUGUCAGAUUAACGAAGUAUUGGGAAAACCAGGUAACAACUCAAUCUGGGCCACCACUGACAUGGGCGAUGUGUUUGUCUUUGAUCCGAGUAAUUUGAAGUCACUUCAGUUUAAUGAUGAGAAAAAUGCAUAUAUUGAACAUAUUGAUGUUUCUGCUACUGAAACGCCAUACUAUAACACUUUGUAUAAUGGAAUGGCACCUGGAACAAAACUGACAAUUACUGGAUGUGUUUAUGAUGAUGCUGACCAAAUUCGAUUCGACUUCCAAUGUCAUCCAUUUAUAAAAGUCAGACAUAAAGUAGAAAAGCUUAGGGUCAUUGCAAUGCAUUUAAAUCCAAGGUUUAAUGAAAAUGUCAUUGUAUUGAAUUCGAUGGAAAACUCUGAGUGGGCUUCUGAAAUUCGAAACUCUAAUAUGGUAUUUUCGCCAGGUGCAACUUUUACGUUGACUAUUCGAUCAACAUCAACUGGCUUCAAAAUAACUGUCAAUGAUGAAUUCUUUACGGAUUUCGUUCACUGCACUGAUCCAGAUGCUGUUACAUGCUUGUACGUCAGUGGGCGAGUAAAACUUUUCAAUAUAAUUUACCAAAGCCCAUCGGUUAUAAUUCCACUCCGUGAUAUAUUUUGGCGUCAAAUUGGUGGUCACAUAAAGAAAAUAUUCUCCUGCAACGAAGGUGUUGUAUGGGGAAUCAGCUGUGACAGUACAGCAUGGGUAUACAAUGGUGGUUGGGGUGGAACUUUUCUCAAAGGCCUUGAAAGUAGUUGCGGUAAGAUAAAUACGAUGACCGAUUCCCAUAACUUUUAUGUUUACGAAAACCAAAGAUGGAAUCCACUUAGUGGAUAUACGACAAAAGGUUUACCAACUGAUAGACACAUGUGGAGUGAUGUAACUGGAAAGCACAAGAGGAGUAAAGAACAUACAAAAUUGCUAUCCAUGCAUUGUGAAUGGGUAACAGAUUGGAUGGUUGAUUUUAAUGCUCCCGGAGGAGUUGACAAAGAUGGUUGGCAAUAUGCUGUUGAUUUCCCUGCAUCAUACCAUGGUUCGAAAAAAAUAACCGAUUGUGUUCGUCGAAGACGUUGGUUGAGAAAAUGUCGUCUUGUCACAAGUGGUCCUUGGCAGGAGCUUGGGAACUCAAAAAUAAUUGACGCUUCUAUUCUUCAUGUAAAUGAUUCAUCUGAUCCUUAUAUUGCUCUCUGGGCAGUUGCUAUUAAUGGAGAUGUAUUGGUUAGAAAUGGAGUUAGCCAGUUGAAUCCUAAGGGUGAAUCUUGGCAGCAUAUACCCUGCGAGCAACCACUCAUCUCUAUAAGUUUGGGCACAAAUAGAAAAGUAUGGGUCGUCGGUAAAAAUGGAACUAUUUACUUUAGAUAUGGUACAAGCUCACAAAAUGCCCUAGGUGAUGCUUGGCAACCAAUUGAAACUCCUCCGGGAGUAACUUUUAAAGUUGUAUCCGCCGGGGAAAUGGGAGUAUGGGCUCUCGACUCGAAUAACCGUUUAGCGGUGCGCAAAGAAAUUUGUACAACAUUCCCAGAAGGAUCUCAUUGGCAAUUCUUGCCAAAUAUUCCAAACAUUCCACCUCAUGGUGAAACUAAUGUAGGAUUCAAAUCGAUUUCCGUUGGCAAGGAAGUGUGGGCGACUUCGUUGAACGGAAUCGUUUGCAAACGAUGCAGUAUAACAAAAGAAAACCCAGCUGGAACUGGUUGGCACAUAGGCAUUCCUGGUCAGUGGCAGCAUAUAUCCGUUGAUGGUUAUAAUUAAACAAAACAUUCUAUUUAUAUAAAAAGUAUAUUGAUUUUCACAAAUGCAUUUGUGUAUGUACUCGCUUCAUGAUAUUUAUACAUUAUAUAUAUUAUUUUAUUUAAUAAUCGGCAAAUUAUUUAUUAUAAAAAAUAUUAUAAUUAUUAAUUAAUAAAAAUGACAAAGUAAAAAUGCUCUUUCAAGUUAAGUUAACGAUUU